GUAAGUUCAUUGGUAUUUACUUAGUUAUGCACUUUUCGACCCAAUUAUCACUUAAGGGUAAAGGAUUUGAAAAAAACCUGAAUGGUGUUCAUUAUUGGGAAGUAAGUGUAGUUCGUCACGAUAGCAACGCUGACAUUGUGGUUGGUGUUGCUCAACCAGCUGUAAACAGGAAUAUUAUGCUAGGCAAGGAUCUUCAUGGUUGGUCUAUGUACGUGGACGGAGAGCGAUCAUGGUAUCUUCAUAAUGAAACUCACCAUAGCCGAAUUGUUGGUGGCAUAGGGAAAGGAAGCGUUAUCGGCGUAAAACUGGAUUGUAAUCGAGGAACAAUCGAGUACAUUAUCAAUGACAGAAAACGAAUGUUUGAGAAAAGCACGUUCGCAUUCACAAAUCUUCCUCGAGGUCUGUACUAUCCAGCAUUUUCGGUGAAUUGCAACUCAACCAUUACCAUACAUACUGGCCUGUGCGCACCAUCAAGUUCAAGCAGUGAUAGCGAAAAUCUUCCCCGAGGUCUGUACUAUCCAGCAUUUUCGGUGAAUUGCAACUCAACUAUUACCAUACACACUGGCCUGUGUGCACCAUCAAGUUCAAGCAGUGAUAGCGAGUAGUA
Strongylus vulgaris is the source of this 607-nucleotide messenger RNA. The record is from the annotation of a GenBank genome assembly. NCBI's taxonomy places the organism in Eukaryota, Metazoa, Nematoda, Chromadorea, Rhabditida, Strongylidae.